UUCUUCCAGGAUCCUUCAGCAGAUCAGCAGAGCGCGCCAUUAAUGUGCGGUGCAGGAUCACGAUCAGUUUCGUCUUGACCAGGUUAAAGUUCACCUCGUGUGUGCAGUUCCGGUAUUUUUCAAACACGAGUUUUCACCAAAACACAUCCGACAGACUUGAACUGUGAAGUAUCCUCGAAUAAAAGAUGUCCGUUAGCAAGGAAACAAUGGAACUGAUGACGGCCGCUAUCAAGAGCGGAGUCAGCACCGAUGGCACUUUGGUCCGUUCAAAGUUGACCAACCGUUUGGUGUGGCGAAACCGCGAGGUGGACGAGAACGACAUCUGCUUUCCAUACCUUAGCAUGAUUGGUGGUAUUGGUGAUGGCAGUCUCGCGAUGGUCAACCCGGAACCAGUUCCGGUUCCGGAGAAAAGACGUUCGAUUCUCGGUGCACUCCAGAUCAACGAAAUACCGGAGCUCGUCGAAUCAGCAGCGAAGAACGAUGGCGGUAAUGUGGGCUUUCCAAAACGGUCCAAGCCAAUUCUGCUGACCACGGCGGGUCGUCGCAAUCGUCAGGACAAAGAGAACUGGCAGGACGAUUGGGAAAUUCUCAAGAAAUCCGGCUACUUUUGCAGUUUCUGCAAGAGCAACAAAGAAGUUCGGGAAAUCUAUCUGUCUCACAACCUGAAGGGACCGAACGGGGACGUUACCUGUCCGAUUUUGCUCGAAUGCGUUUGUCAGUGCUGUGGCCAGCAGGGCCACACUAUCUCUUACUGCCCAGGAAACAAAACCGGAACAAGCAUCUUCAAGCUGAUGAGCCGCCACAACAACCGCAUCUAGUCUGGUGGAAGUUUGCUGGUCACCCCAAUCGAUUGCUUGCUGAGAGAAAAAAAAAACGAAACUUAACAUCGAAGGAAUGCGCGGUUUUUGAUAUGUCUUUUUUACGUGUUAUUUAUUCAACUAUUUAUUUAUUUAUUCGAUUAUUUAUUGAACCACUUUUUUAGAUUAUUUAUACGCACUUUGAUUUUUUUUCAAUGCGCACAAUCGCCUAACAAACGCAAACAGACAAUCGAUUUUUAUAGAAUUUUUUUUUCGAGUAGAAGCCUCUAAGUUCAAAAUCUGAACAACACAACACAAAAUUUAUUGCAAGCUAAGGUUUUUUUCGAGUACGAAUAAUAUCUGUUAGAUUGUAAUUGCAACCCAUCUAUUUAUUGCUAAAAUACUAAACCCUAAUUUCAGAACAGUAUUUUUACCAGAGGAAAAGUUAUUCUUAAAAAAUGAACACAUUUUUGCAAAUACGAAUGUACUGAAUCCCACCUAAAAGUGACAAAAUUAUAAACUAUUGUAAGUAAUUUUUUUUAGAGGAA
This is a messenger RNA of Uranotaenia lowii, 1345 nucleotides long. Its product is annotated as nanos homolog 2-like. Lineage: Eukaryota; Metazoa; Arthropoda; Insecta; Diptera; Culicidae. Gene Ontology annotation, biological process: negative regulation of translation; oogenesis. Gene Ontology annotation, cellular component: perinuclear region of cytoplasm. The coding region runs from base 186 to 818 and encodes 210 amino acids. Gene Ontology annotation, molecular function: zinc ion binding; mRNA binding. The transcript has 3 exons. The record is from RefSeq and is a predicted model, not a curated record.